Messenger RNA from Metopolophium dirhodum (rose-grain aphid), 1620 nucleotides. RefSeq names its product zinc finger MYM-type protein 1-like. Gene Ontology annotation, molecular function: protein dimerization activity. The record is from RefSeq and is a predicted model, not a curated record. The transcript has a single exon. NCBI's taxonomy places the organism in Eukaryota, Metazoa, Arthropoda, Insecta, Hemiptera, Aphididae. Bases 1 to 1620 code for a protein of 539 amino acids.
AUGAUAGAUACAACCACCGAUAUAUCCAACUUGGAGCAAUUUUCAUUAGUAUUGCGUUUUGUUAAUGAUCAAGGGAUGGUAGAAGAGAGGUUGGUUGCUUUGAAAAUAGCAACUGACUCAACUGGCAAAGGAAUGUUUAACUUAUUUUGUGAUAUUUGUGAAACAUAUGGCUUGGACUGGAAAAAUCAAUUAUGUGCUCAAUCGUACGAUGGUGCUGCUGUUAUGCAGGGACCAUACUCAGGACUUAGAACGUUAGUUCAAGAGCACAAUCCUCGAGCAGUAUAUAUAUGGUGCUUUGCUCAUACUCUGAAUUUAACAAUUGUUGACACGUGUGAUUCUUGUACAGAAACUCGAAACUUUUUUGGUUAUAUUCAAUCAUUAAAAGAGUUUAUGGCAGCACGUAAAAGAACAGCAUUAUUCAUGGAACACCAAAAAACAUUAUACCCACAUGAGCGUGCUCGUCGAAUGAAAAACUUUUCUACCACUCGAUGGACAUCACAUCAUAGGGUUAUAGAAGUGGUUUUUGAAAAGUACAAAGCCAUUUUGAAUACAUUAGAAGACCUCUCAAAUAUAACCGACCGAUCAACAGGCUCAUUAGCAACCACUUUACUAAAAAAUAUUACAUCUUUCUCAUUUGUAUCGAUAAUGUUUUUAACAAAAACAAUUUUUGACAUUACAACCCCAUUAUCUAAAUAUCUCCAAUCUCCAGCGAUUGAUUUUAUGCAAGCCUUAGUUAUGGUUGAUUAUGUAAAACAGCAACUAACAGAGUUACGAACGACUGAAGGAGCACAUGAAGUAUUACAAAAUGCUAAACAAUUUGCAAUCGAUAAUGAACUUGACGAAACACAACUUCCUGAAAUUAGACUUAGAAAACGAAAAAGAAUGUUUGAUGAAAUCUCUGAAGAUGAAAUAAUUUCAAAUCCAGUAGAUAAUUUCAAAUCUAAAGUAUAUUUUCUGGUCAUUGAUAAAAUAAUAAUGUCAAUAACAACACGAUUUGAAAAAUCAAAAGAUAUUCUUAAAGACUUGACUUUUUUAACACAUGAUAGAUUAAUGAGUGUCAAUCAAGGAAAACCAUGUCCUGAUGAUAUGUUUAAUUCUUUGAAAAUAUGGAUUCCUCAGAUUGACCAAGAUGCACUUCGCAUUGAGUAUACUGUAUUUUCUAAAAGUUUUUUAGAAUUUCAAUCUCAAAUUAACCCAGAAAAAGUUCACGAUUACACUGAUAUUAAUUUUUCUGACGAUAAUGAACAUGAAAAUGAAUCUGAUGAAAUUCAUGAAAAUGAAGCUCAAGACACCAACAUAAACCGUUCUAAGAAAACAACACCACUCCAAUUGCUUCAACUACUUAAUUCAUUUGACUUAAUUACAGCUUUCCCGAAUUUAUACCUUGUAUACAAACAUUUGUGUACCAUUCCAACAACUUCCGUUUCUUGUGAACGGUCAUUUUCCAAGCUCAAACUUAUUAAAACUAGACUCCGGUCAACAAUGGCACAAAGUAGAUUAGAAAGUCUUAUUUUGAUAUCAUGUGAAAAAGAUUUGACAAAUUCUAUUAACAUUGAUGAAGCGAUAAAUAAGUUAGCAUUAACAAGUGAUGUAAUGAAGAAGUCAUUACUUUUUAAAUAA